GAUUGCCAAACUCUUGUCUUGGUAAUAAAGAGAAAGCUUGGUUGAUAAUCAUUUGAAUUAGAAUUACCAAACUCUAUCUCAAUAUAUAAAUAUGACAUGGGAUCACCAUUUGAAUUAGAACUAUAGUAUAAUAAUUAAACACAAUGGAGACAUCUUGGUUGAUAAUUCUUCUAUGUCUUUCAAUGCUUAUUAUCAUUAUCAUCACAAGAACAAGAAUAAGAUCCUCCAUUAACCUCCCUCCCGGACCUCUCUACAUUCCUUACAUUACCGACAUCCUCUUGCUACCAAAAAUAUCAUUCUCACAACUCAAACCAAUUCUUCACGACCUUCAUGCCAAACACGGCCCUAUAAUCUCGUUCCACUUUUGGUCUACUCCUCAUAUUUUCAUAUUCGAUCGUUUCCUUGCACACAAAGCCUUAAUCCAAAAUGCUUCGGUUUUUGCCAACCGUCCAAAAUUCAUAAACAAUAAUAUCCAACUUAAUAUCUCAUCCUCUUGCUACGGCUCCACAUGGCGCGUUCUUCGCAAUAACCUUGCAUCCACCAUGUUUCACCCAUCACGAUUCAAAUUAUUUUCCAAUACUCGCAGGCGAGUAUUGGAAAAACUUCUAAACGAAUUAAAGUUUGAAGCGAAAGUGGUGAACAAUUAUGUUAAGCUCAUCAACCACAUUCAACACGCCAUAUUUUGCUUACUAGUUUUCAUGUGUUUCGGUGAAAAUGUUGACAAUAAAAAAAUUGAAAAAAUAAAAAACAUUCAGAAAUGUUUGAUUAUGAGCUCCGGAAAAUUUAGUGCACUAAAUUUCUACCCAAAAAUUGUAUCUCGCAUUUUAUUCCGAAAACGUUGGCAAGAAUUGUCGCAACUUCGGAAAUUCCAAAAUGAUUUGUUGGUUGAACUAAUACAGUCCAGAAAGAAAGUUAUGGAAAAUAAUAACAAUGAUGAUGGAUGUUUUGUUUGUUACGUGGAUACUUUGUUGAACUUGGAAUUGCCUGAGGAGAAACGAAAGCUUGAUGAGGGUGAACUUGUUGCGCUUUGUUCGGAGUUUCUCACUGCGGGAACAGAUACAACUUCAACUACAAUUGAAUGGGUUAUGGCAAAUUUGGUGAAAUACAAACACAUGCAACAGAGGCUAGUAGACGAAAUUGAAGAUGUAGUUGGCGGCGAUAGAAAGGAAAAAGAAGUAAGAGAGGAAGACUUAGAAAAAUUACCAUAUUUGAAGGCUUUGAUUUUGGAAGUGUUAAGGCGUCAUCCUCCUUCUCACUAUGCAAUUCCACAUGCAGUGACUGAGGAUGUUAUUUUGAAUGGUUAUUUUAUACCUAAAAAUGGGAGUGUGAAUUUUAUGGUGGCAGAUAUAGGAUUAGAUCCAACGGUUUGGAAGGAUCCUAUGGUGUUUAAGCCAGAGCGAUUUUUAAGAGACAAAACAAAUAGUAAUGUAUUAGAAGCAUAUGAUAUUAGUGGUAAAAAAGAGAUAAAGAUGAUGCCAUUUGGAGUUGGGAGGAGGAUUUGCCCUGCUUAUAAAUUAGCAAUGCUCCAUUUAGAAUACUUUGUUGCUAAUUUGGUUUUGAACUUUGAGUGGAAGACGUUACUAUCCAUAAAAAAUGUUGAUUUGUCUGAAAAACAAGAAUUCACUAUGGUGAUGAAACAUCCACUACAAGCUCAAAUUUCUCAAAGGAACUAGA
Messenger RNA from Trifolium pratense (red clover), 1674 nucleotides. RefSeq names its product cytochrome P450 89A2-like. Gene Ontology annotation, cellular component: membrane. The transcript has a single exon. The record is from RefSeq and is a predicted model, not a curated record. Gene Ontology annotation, molecular function: iron ion binding; heme binding; oxidoreductase activity, acting on paired donors, with incorporation or reduction of molecular oxygen, NAD(P)H as one donor, and incorporation of one atom of oxygen. Lineage: Eukaryota; Viridiplantae; Streptophyta; Magnoliopsida; Fabales; Fabaceae. The coding region runs from base 144 to 1673 and encodes 509 amino acids.